AGUCGUGUUUUGUAUUUGCAGUUUGAGCGCAAUGGCCUUGUUUAUCCGUUCACUCUUGGUCGCUCUGAUCGUGAAGUCUCAAGUUGAGCUACAAGUUGAAGCUUCCAGCAACCACAGAACGGUUUCAUGUGAGCUACAAACAAGUAGUAAGAUAGACGAGUUGAGGCUUAUAGUAGAAAACUACCUCGUCAUUCUUGACGAUGAAGUCAGAAACACACAAGAUCUGGUGAAAGAGUUACAGGGUGCAGUAUUGACCAACCAAGAAAGGGCCACCUCUGAGCAAGAGGAAACACGUCGAAUGGUUAGUGAGUUGCAGGUUGCGGCAUCAACCAACCAAGAAAGGGCCACCUCUGAGCAAGAGGAAACACGUCGAAUGGUUAGCGAGUUGCAGGGUGCAGUAUCGACCAACCAAGAAACAACCACCUCUGAGCUGGAGGAAACACGUCGUAUGGUUAGUGAGUUGCAGGGUGCGGUAUUGACCAACCAAGAAACAACCACCUCUGAGCUGGAGAAAACACGUCGUAUAGUUAGUGAGUUGCAGGGUGCAGUAGCGACCAACGAAACAACCUCUGCGGUACAGGGCAUAAGACGACAGCUAGAACAGCUGCAAGGCUCUCUAUUUCCAUUGGUGCGAGACCUUCAUGUAAGAUUUGCCUUUAAGGAUUGCUCGGAAGUUCUUGCGAGGGGUGUAUCAACCAGUGGUGUGUACACGGUUCAACCUCUAUGCUCCAGUGAAGCUUUCCGAGUAUACUGUGAUAUGGAAACAGACGGUGGUGGAUGGACGGUUUUCCAGAGGCGCCAAGACGGCAGUGUAGAUUUCUAUUUGGACUUUGCUAACUACAGCCGGGGCUUUGGGAAUCUGGAGGGAGAGUUUUGGCUCGGUAACGACAACUUGCACCGUCUGACCGCUCAGGGCGAGUACGAACUCCGCGUAGAUCUCACAAAAUUCGACAACGUUACUGGGUAUGCCAUCUACGAUACGUUCAGAAUCGCCGAUGUGAGUCACAACUACAGGUUGACAGUAGGAGGUUACUCAGGAAAUACAGGAGACUCGUUAUCAGCUCACAAUAACAUGGCCUUUACGACCAAAGACCGAGAAUACGAUGACAGUUCACGUAACUGUGCCGUGUAUCGCAAAGGAGCCUGGUGGUACCGUUAUUGCACCGACUGUAAUUUGAACGGAAGAUACUUCAAUGAGGCCACUUACAACAUAAAAAGAAUUAUGUGGAAUGGCUUUUCGGGAAACCUCUCACUCAAAAGAACUGAGAUAAAAAUUAGAAGAAAACUGUAGUCCUUACUAGGUGGAUAGAAAAAUCUCCUUAAAUAAUCACCUGAUCACUUCAUCUUAUUUAGUUUCUAGUAAUUUUUUUGAACAAUAAUAAUUAUACACUGAAACUUAAAAAAUAAUGUCAAACAUAUAAUUAAAUGUGAACGAACUUUUAAUGCAAUGGAUAAAUGAGGCAUAUAUUAAUGUGCUGGUGCUUGACCAACUAGUGUAAAUCUUUGUUCGGGGUGCCAGUCGAAAGCCAUACGACUGCAGCCGUAUAGACGAUAUGACCUCUGACGUCACUCGAAAACCAUAACAUGAUUCGCGCGCAGACCGCCGGGCAAAAGCUUU
Molecule: messenger RNA, 1618 nt
Organism: Asterias rubens (European starfish)
Lineage: Eukaryota; Metazoa; Echinodermata; Asteroidea; Forcipulatida; Asteriidae
Product: fibrinogen-like protein 1
Exons: 4
Coding region: 32-1291 (419 amino acids)
Source: RefSeq, a predicted model, not a curated record